Eutrema salsugineum is the source of this 2184-nucleotide messenger RNA. Its product is annotated as homeobox-leucine zipper protein HDG4. The transcript is spliced from 10 exons. Gene Ontology annotation, biological process: regulation of DNA-templated transcription. Lineage: Eukaryota; Viridiplantae; Streptophyta; Magnoliopsida; Brassicales; Brassicaceae. The record is from RefSeq and is a predicted model, not a curated record. Gene Ontology annotation, molecular function: DNA binding; DNA-binding transcription factor activity, RNA polymerase II-specific; lipid binding.
AUGUACGGAGAAGAAGAAGAAGAUGAAGGAAAUGUGCUUAUCAAUCCCGACAACAUUGUCGGUUCAGCGUCUUCGUCUCCGAGAGGAACAAUCCAAAACCCUGAUUUCAAAUUUACCACCUUCGAAAACCCUAAUUUUAUCCCGAAGGAAGAGUAUGGGAUGAUGAGCAUGAUGGGAAACGGGUCAGGUGGGUCAAUCGGGUCGGGUAAUGACCCGGUUGAGGAUUACUAAAUCGAACAACAGCCUCCUCCGGCGAAGAAGAAACGCUUCCAUAGACACACUGCUUAUCAGAUUCGAGAAAUGGAAGCUUUCUUUGAAGAAAAUCCUCAUCCCAAUGACAAACAUAGAGUGAGAUUAAGUCAAGAACUUGGUCUUACGCCUCUACAAAUUAAGUUUUGGUUUCAAAAUAAACGUAACCAAAUCAAGACACUACAAGAAAGAAGAGAGAAUGUAAAGCUAAAAGCAGAGAACGAUACUCUUAGGAGAGUGAAUCAGAAUCUUCGUUCCAAUCUAAAAUGCAUCUCUUGCUCUUCUUGUGAUGGCUCCGGUGACAAACUCCGCCUAGAAAACUCCCGCCUCCGCCAAGAGCUUGAUCUGUUCCGCAGCAUUGCUUCGUUGAUGAAUCCUCCUCUUUCUCCACAAGACACUGCCAGUUUCUUCUCGGAGACUAAUAACAGCAAUGUUAAAUUGAUUGCGGAGGAAGAAAAUACGAUUGCGAUGGAUAUUGCGGUUUCUUGUGUUCAAGAAUUAGCAAAGAUGUGUUACACAAAUGAGCCUUUGUGGAUUAAGAAGAUAUCAGACAACAACAACGAGAGUUUGUAUCUGAAUGAGGAAGAGUACUUUAAGAUAUCCCAAUGGCCUCCAAUGGAUAAUGAUCAUAUUCGCAGAGAAGCUUCAAGAGCUAGCACAGUUGUCCUCAUGAAUAGCAUAUCACUCGUCAACGCUUUCCUUGAUGCAGAAAAAUGGUCGGAAAUGUUUUGUUCAAUUGUGUCAAGAGCCAAAACGAUUCAGAUCAUUUCUUCUGGAGUUUCUGAAGUUUCUGGAGCAUCUGGUCCUCUUCUUCUGAUGUAUGCAGAGUUACAAGGACUAUCUCCAUUGGUACCAACAAGAGAAGGUUACUUUCUUCGGUAUGUCGAGCAAAAAGCGGAAGAAGGAAAAUGGAUGAUUGUAGAUUUCCCGAUCGAUAGCUUUCACGGUUUGAUCAACCCAGAUUCAGCUACUACUACUGAUCAAUACCGCAGAAAACCUUCUGGUUGCAUCAUUCAAGAUUUACCUAACGGAUACUCUCAAGUCACGUGGGUAGAGCAUGUGGAAGUAGAGGAGAAGCACGUGCAGCACGAGGCGGUUAGAGAGUAUGUAAAGAGUGGUGUGGCCUUUGACUCUGAACGGUGGUUAUCAGUGUUGAAGAGACAGUGUGAGAGGAUGGCUAGUCUCAUGGCUACAAACAUUACCGACCUUGGAGUUAUACCAUCUGCAGAAGCGAGGAGGAACUUGAUGAGGCUGUCACAGAGAAUGGUGAGAAUUUUCUGUCUGAACCUUAACGGUUCAUACGGACGAGCAUUGUCUGAAUCAACUAAGGACACAGUUAGAAUCACGACCAGGAAAGUUAGUGGUGGUGUUGUUCUUUGUGCCGUAUCCACCACGUUUCUUCCUUAUUCUCAUCAUCAAGUCUUUGAUCUCCUCUGCGACGAUUAUCAUCGCUCUCAGCUGGAGAUUUUGUUCAAUGGAAAUACACUUCAAGAAGUUUCCCAUAUCGCUAAUGGAUCUCAUCUCAGAAAUUGCAUCUCUCUUCUUCGUAACAUCAAUGUGGCGACCAAAUCAUCGAAUAAUGUAGAGUUAGUGCUUCAAGAAACUUUCACUGAUAUAUCCGGUAGCCUUCUGGUUUACUCCACUGUGGACGUCAAAACCGUCCAGCUCGUUUUGAACGGCAAGGAUCUUUCUAGUAUUCCUCUUUUACCCCUCGGGUUCUCCGUUGUUCCCGUGAAUCCACCGGAGGGUAUUUCCGCCAAUUCGCCGUACUGCUUGCUCACUGUUGGGAUACAGGUUUUAGUGAGCAACGUAGCCACCGCAAGACUCAACCUUUCCACCGUCAACGACCGCAUCUGCUCCACCGUGAAACAGAUCAUCUCCGCCCUAAAAAGCUCCGGAUCCUCCGCCGAGCCCAAACAAGAGAUCAGCUGGUGA